Molecule: messenger RNA, 1857 nt
Organism: Periophthalmus magnuspinnatus
Lineage: Eukaryota; Metazoa; Chordata; Actinopteri; Gobiiformes; Gobiidae
Gene: smpdl3a
Product: sphingomyelin phosphodiesterase acid like 3A
Exons: 9
Coding region: 267-1598 (443 amino acids)
Biological process (GO): sphingomyelin catabolic process
Molecular function (GO): sphingomyelin phosphodiesterase activity
Source: RefSeq, a predicted model, not a curated record
CGCACCGGAGCCUGCCUGAGGAGAAGGCUCCUCAGGCCGAGCAGAGAUACCUGCACUCCGCUCCUCUGACCCCCGCUGUCCCCGGGUACUCCGCUCCUCUGACCCCCGCUGUCCCCGGGUACUCCGCUCCUCUGACCCCCGCUGUCCCUGUGUACUCCACUCCGCUGACGUCCUUUGUCCCUAGGUACUCCGCCCCACUGAGCACCGCUCUGAGGCUCCUGUCAGAGUACUUACCGGAGUCCACACCGGAGUCCAGACCAGAGACCAUGGUGGUCACUGCUCCUCUGACCUGGCUCGUCAUGCUGCUCUGCACUGUGACCCCUCUUGCCGCUGCCCCCUCUUGGAGACCUCACCGCAGCAGCAAAGGGCGCAUGUGGCACAUCACAGACCUUCACCUGGACCCGACUUACCGCCUGGGCCCUGACCCUGCCCACGUAUGCGCCUCAUCCAAAGGGUCCCCCGCUGUGGCCCCCGGUGUGUACGGGGACUACUUGUGUGACGCUCCCUACAGCCUGCUCUCGUCAGCUCUGGACCACCUGUCCAAGAUGGUCUCUCCCGAGGACUUUGUCAUCUGGACCGGGGACAGUCCUCCUCAUGUUCCUCCUUCAGAACUUUCCACAGACCUGGUCGUUCAGGUUUUGUCCAACCUCACAAAGUCCAUCAGCGAAAAGCUUCCCAACGUCACUGUGUACCCCGCCCUCGGUAACCACGACUACUGGCCUCAGGAUCAGAUGCCUGACUCUCCUAAUGACAUCUACAGAGCAGUGUCUCGACUGUGGGCACCGUGGCUCCAGGAGGGGGCGCUACGCACCUUUCAACAAGGAGGGUUCUAUUCCCAGGUGGCGCGGCCGGGCCUCAGAAUCAUCUCUCUGAACACGAUCUUGUACUACGGCCCAAAUCGAGUGACUCAGAACAGCUCCGACCCCGCAGGACAGUUCACCUGGCUCCUGCGAACUUUAGAGGAUGCUGAGAGGGACAGAGAGAAGGUGUAUGUGAUCGCGCACGUGCCUGUGGGGUUCCUCCCGUUCACGCAGAAUACAACGGCAAUGAGACGAGAACACAACGAGCGUCUGGUGGCCAUCUUCCUGCGUUUCAGUCAUGUGAUUAGUGGCCAGUUCUAUGGCCACACCCACCGAGACACCAUCAUGGUCCUGAGAGACCAAACAGGUGCGGCGCUGAACAGUGCAUUUGUGGCUCCUUCUGUGACUCCCAUCAGGAACGUCAAAGAACCCUCCUCCAACAACCCGGGAUUCAGAGUCUACCUGUUCCAACUGGACUCCUACUCUGUGCAGGACCUGUGGCAGUUCUACCUGAACCUGACGGAGGCUAACAUCCAGCAGAGUGCGCAGUGGCGCUUGGAGUAUGUGAUGACUGAGGCCUACGGUCUGAGGAACCUGAGUCCGGGGUCUCUUCUGGGUUUGGGGUUCAGCUUGAUCCCGCCAGUGAGUAAGGCAUUCCAAACCUAUUUCGCCCACUUCAAUGUGAACUUCAACCCUCAACUCCCCUGUGAGGGCAUCUGCAAAGUCAACCAGGUCUGUGCGGUCCUCCACGUGGACCAGAGAGGGUACCAGGACUGUAUCAGCGCAGGGUGGGUCUGAACUGUGACUGAGCCAGGUCUGAGCCAGGUCUGUGCCAGGUCUGAGCCAGGUCUGAGCCAGGUCUAAACCAGGUCUAAACCAGGACUUAUGAAGGCUAUAGAUUUGGACCAGGUCAGGACUUGGUUGUGUGUCUUGAAGCCAGUGUUUUGUUCUUGUCUGUGGGUUUGGGGGAUGUGGGUCUGAUGCUGGUUUUGGUUUAAAACUCUAAAAAAAACUCUUGGUACAAACUUGUAUUUUUGUAAUAAACAUGCAUCAAACA